Messenger RNA from Uranotaenia lowii, 2158 nucleotides. RefSeq names its product gustatory receptor for sugar taste 64f-like. The record is from RefSeq and is a predicted model, not a curated record. Lineage: Eukaryota; Metazoa; Arthropoda; Insecta; Diptera; Culicidae. Gene Ontology annotation, cellular component: membrane. Gene Ontology annotation, molecular function: sweet taste receptor activity. Gene Ontology annotation, biological process: detection of chemical stimulus involved in sensory perception of taste; sensory perception of sweet taste. The transcript is spliced from 12 exons. The coding region runs from base 215 to 2158 and encodes 647 amino acids.
CGAAUGUUUGUGCUAAGUGUCCGGUAACGAUGCAAUCAAAGAUCCCAUGUUAAAACCAAAAGAACCUUGAAAAAAAAAAAAGCGUCAGCGAAGAACUCAAUCUUGUGUCCUGUUGGGUGCCACAAACGCUUAAACACCAGGAACAAUCGAGCCAUAUCGAGCGUGGCGAAGAAAAAAAUUGGCUGAUUCAACCUAAAAUAAAUCGAGCAUUAUUAUGAUAAUGGAAUAUCCUGAUUGGAGAGAUGCUCAAUCACUGUGCAAGAAGUUCACCAUGCUCAAAAUGGAUACCACUUUUACAUGUACGAAAACAAAAAGGUUCGACAUCGAAAAAGCGACCGCCAACGGAAGUUUCCAUGUUGCUAUUGCUCCAAUUUUUCAACUUUCGCAAAUUUUCGGAGUUUUCCCCUUGGGUAACGUAAUGGCUCGUCUUCCAUCGGGGUACAAGUUCCGCUGGUGGCAUCCGGCGUGUUUAGUUAGCUCGUUGGCCAUUUUUGGAGGUUAUGCGGUGUCUGUAUUUAGCUUACUCCGACACUUACAGCAUUUGAACGCCAUCAACAUAGCGGAGGCAUUCUUUUUUGGCCUUUGUGCUUCCAUCACCGUUAUGAUGAAAAAGAUUGCCGAACGCUGGCAGAUGAUAACGACCAUUUGGUACGAAACGGAAGAGGUUUUUCUGCAUCAACCCUUUACGAAUGCGUUCUUGACCAGAAGAAUUCGGACGAUGGCUGCCGGAAUGUUGCUGCUGGCUUUUGUCGAACAUCUUCUCUGCGUGGUCAAUAACAUCGUCAACCUGAAAACUGAAGCCACCUACUGCAAUUGGACCAUUGCGGAUCCUUUUGAGCACUAUGCACUGAAGGUCUUCGUUUCCACCUUUAAAUACAUGCCAUAUAGUUUGCCUUUGGCUAUUUUCAACGAGUACAUCAUCCUUUCGAUGACCUAUGCCUGGAACUUUAUCGAUAUUCUGCUCAUCCUUGUCAGCAUUGGGAUACAGUCGCGAUUUGAUCAGCUCAACAAAUACUUAGCAGACUUCUGGGAAGGUAUUCGAGUGUUAUAUGCGUCGCUCUCGGAGUUGGUCGAAACCCUGAACGAGCACAUCAGUCAUUUGGUGUUGGUAUCGUUUGGGAACGAUAUGUACUUCAUUUGCUUGCAGAUUAUGAACGCAAGUCAACGGGUGCCGCUGAUUAUCAACAAAGUUUACUUCGUCUAUUCGUUCCUGUAUCUGAUACUGAGGACAGCACUUAUGUUCUGGUACUGUUCGGUAGUUCACGAGGCUAGCUACGGACCUUGUAGCUUGCUGAUGAGAGUACCGAGCGAGCAGUACGGUGAAGAGUUACAGCGGGUGGAAAUGUACGCGAAACGUGGAGCUAGCCUAACUGGAUUAGGAACGUUCCAUGUUUCAAGGAAGAUCUUUUUAACGGUCGCUGGUUAUGGGUCCCCAGAACAAUCCGACUACCAGAAUACCGGAAGUCCCGGAUCUCAUAAAUUGAGCCUCCGCGUUGAAGCCUUUCUUGAAGCGAUGGGAAACGUGUUUGAAAUGGAACCCGCAGAGGACCGGAAGAUCAAGAAACGUAAAAUUCACAGUGAUUUCGGAAACUCAUCCUCAAAAGAUGGUACUGUUCCGGCAGAUAGGUUCCACCAAGCUAUAGCUCCAAUAAUUUUGGUCACCCAAAUUUUCGGCAUCUUCCCUCUGGGUAACGUUCUGGCUCGCAAUCCGGUAGACUACAAAUUCGGCCGGUUGCAUCUCUGUUACUGGAUUUCGGCGAUUGCCAUUUUCGGUGGCUACGCUUUGGCAACGUGUAGCAUCAAUCGAGUUUGGAGCAACCUGAACGUUUUCAACAUCGAUGAGGCACUGUUCUUCGGCAUCAAUGCCACUUGUUCAGUGAUCACUUGGAAGAUCGCUCUUCACGACGUCAGUCAAGAACCGUUUCAACUGAUUGAAAAAGUAUCAAGUGAUGACUUCUGCGAAGAGUUGAGGCGAAUCCAGAUGUACUCAAAGAAGGGUGUUGGCUUCUCCGGCCUUGGUCUGUUUCGUGUUACCCGACAGAUUCUACUUUCGGUUGCUGGAACUAUUGUUACCUAUGAGCUUGUAAUGGCAAUGUAUCGGAGGCGCUCUCCUGUUUUUGAGUUUGAACCAAAUUGUGACAUGCCGAAGCUAGUUUGA